GGCGGCGCUGGCAGACACGGGCUCCGCGGCGCUGCUCUGAGUGCAGAGUGAAGCCACCCAAGCUGCCUUCCAAACAAACUUGCGUGUCAGGAAUCGGGCGUGGCCUGAGCUCCUGUUAAGUAACGAUGACCCCGGCAUGCUUAUAAAGGAAGGGAGGCAGCUCCCCAGCUAGCUGUGCCUCAGAGCCCAGGGCCAGCCACCGCCGAGCGCUUCGCGUCUCCUUGGGAGCUCAGGUCCAGUUCCCACUUGUGACCACACGUGGCCAUGCCAGCGACUGUGGUGCUGCUUUCAGUCCUGUUCGGGCUCCUCCGCACCUCUGAGGGGCAAACGUUUCGCUUGGGGCGAUGCCCGGAAGCCCCCGUCCAGGAGAACUUUGAUGUUUCCAAGUAUGUGGGGAAAUGGUAUGAGAUCGAAAAGCUGCCUGCGUCCUUUGAGAAGGGAAUCUGCAUCCAGACCAACUACGCACUGAUGGACAAUGGGAAGAUUAAAGUGCAGAAUCAAGAGCUGCGCUCUGAUGGGACAAUUCAUCAAAUUGCGGGGGAGGCUACCCAGGCAGAUGACGAGCCAGCCAAGCUGAAAGUCAGAUUUUCCCAAUUCAUGCCAUCUGCCCCUUACUGGGUCCUCUCCACUGACUAUGGAAACUACAGUGUGGUGUAUUCCUGCACUAAUUUUAUCUCGUUCUUCCACGUUGAGUAUGCCUGGAUUCUGUCAAGAACUCGCCAGCUGCAGCCAGAAACUGUGGAACGUCUGAAGGGCCUUCUCCGCUCCUACAAUAUUAACACUGAGACAAUGAAGCCAGCUGUUCAAAUGAACUGUCCUCCUGAGAAGUAGCUUCUACUGUUUAAGAGAACAAGACCAGGCUAGUUCUGAACUCUUUUGCUUUCUUAGUGUUGGUUUCUUAAUUGAGAAUAACAAGCCCUGUUGCUAAUGCUAGAUUGUAAACCCUGCCUGUAAUUCCUGCAAGUGACAGCAGUUAAGGAAUGUCGGUACGCUGUCUGUGCAACCUCUGUCAUGUAUUUGGAGAUGCCUGAGUAAAUUCUGUCAACGCUC
Messenger RNA from Pelodiscus sinensis (Chinese soft-shelled turtle), 1050 nucleotides. It is a transcript of the gene APOD, whose product is annotated as apolipoprotein D. The record is from RefSeq and is a predicted model, not a curated record. Gene Ontology annotation, biological process: lipid metabolic process; response to reactive oxygen species; brain development. Gene Ontology annotation, cellular component: cytoplasm. NCBI's taxonomy places the organism in Eukaryota, Metazoa, Chordata, Testudines, Trionychidae. Gene Ontology annotation, molecular function: cholesterol binding.